CCCGUGUGAUUGGAUUCGGACAUGUCCUCGCAAUCACCGGCAAAGUUUGGCUCCAAUCACAAUUACAAUCACAAUCACACUCGGAAGCGCACGCUUGGCACUGAUGCGCUCGCGAAGCAAGUAGAUGGUUCGAUGCGGUCCGCAUCUUCUAACCACCUUCAUUCACCUUUGUGCCUAUUGCACCAAGUCUUUUCUUCCACACGCACCUCUGACCUGCCUGAUCCUAAGGAAUCGCAACCAUGUCAUCGCAGGGGCCACCGCUCAAUCCGACUGUGUACGAUGCUGAGACCAAGAUUUUCAGCUCCGAACUGGUCAAGCAAUUUCCACCACCUACUGCCAAGACGGUUUGGAGUCUGCUGAUGGGCGAUGGACAGGGUGACGAGGAGCACGUCGUAUUCAUCGACACUAAGGAUGGCACGGAAUGGAAACUUGGCCAACUCAAAGUCCUCGCGGAGCGUCUGGGCGCUGGCCUGAUGCGAGAUCCUCAAAUCCCAGCAAGCUCGGUCGUGAUGCUGCUUCUUCCCAAUUCCAUCCAAUUUAUCAUCGCCUUGCUGGCAGCCCAGUAUGCUGGACUCACCGUAGCUCUGGCCAAUCCAGCAUACACGACGCACGAGCUUUCCCACUGUCUCAGACUGACAAAGCCCGUGAGGAUAUUCAGUGUCAGCAAGCUGCUCGGUCUCGCAACAAGGAGCGGAGCGACGUGGAGCCAGUGCAUCGUCAUGGAUGCGCAUGUAGGCUAUGGCACGAUAUUUUGGCGGGAAUGCUUGAGGAGCGCGGAAGAAGCUCGUGAGGCAAAGCCUAGAGAGGUGGAUCCUUCUAGCGUUGCCUACCUGCCCUUCUCGAGCGGCACGACUGGUCUGCCCAAAGCUGUAUCCAUCUCCCACUCCAACAUUGCAGCCAUGUGUCACAUUAUCUCCAUCACGCCAGGAGCGUACGAUCGAGGUGUCAGAAGCAUAGGAUUUCUUCCAUUCUUCCACGCCAUGGCUCUCCUCCUCAUGAUCCACAUGCCCAUCUAUCGCCGCGGCACGAUCCACAUCAUGGCUUCAUUCAACCCAGCUAGAUUCUUGCAGAUAGCACAAAAAGGGCGCUGCACGGAUCUAUCACUUGUGCCUCCCGUCUUCACCAUGCUGGUGACCAACGCCGACAUUCCUCGAGAUUCUCUCAAGAGUGUGAGGACCAUCAGAUGCGGAGCGGCACCUCUAGACUCCGCCAUGCAAGUCGCCUUUGCCGAGAAAUUCAGCAUCGAGGAUAUUCGCCAGGGUUGGGGAAUGACGGAAACGACGGUGGGGUGUCUAGGACUGGCUGCGGGCUCGACACCAGGGACAGUGGGCAACAUACUACCCUUUGUGCAAGCUCGCAUCGUCGACCCCGAAUCUGGCAAAGACGUAGAGAGGGGCAAGAGCGGAGAGUUGUGGGUCAGAGGCCCGAACAUUAUGCAGGGCUACCAUGCAAAUCCGCAAGCAACCAAGGAAGCUUUUUCGGAUGGCUGGUUGAGAACAGGCGACGUGGUAUUCGCAAACGAACGCGGCGAAUUUACUAUCAUCGACCGCAUCAAAGAGCUGAUCAAGUACAAAGGUUGGCAAGUGGCUCCAGCAGAGCUGGAAGGUCUGUUGCUUUCGCACCCCAAAGUUGUCCAAGCGGGAGUGAUAGGUAUCUACGAUAGAAAGCAAGGGACGGAGCUGCCACGAGCUUACAUCAAGGUGCAGAACAGCUCGAAUGAGCCAGAGGAGCUCGUGCAGGAACUGCAAGCUUUUGUGGCCCGCAAGGCUUCUGCGCAGAAACAGCUGCGAGGCGGGAUCCGAAUCGUCGACGCUGUACCUGUAUCCCCUAGCGGAAAGGUUCUUCGUAAAUUGCUGCGGGCCAUGGUCCAGAAAGAAGAAGCAGCGGAGAAGGAUGCCAUGGGCGCGAGCAAGCUUUGACGCAUGGCUGGAGAUGAAGUGUUUGCCUGGUCACGUUCGGAAUUUUUGUACCAUCAGCUCAUCUUCAGUACUUUGCACAAUUCUGCACUCUCUCAAUCAGUAGUUGCUCUGCAAACGAAUCGAUGCGAUCAGCGCGUCUUUGCUGCAGUAAAAUGGUU
Molecule: messenger RNA, 2077 nt
Organism: Ceraceosorus guamensis
Lineage: Eukaryota; Fungi; Basidiomycota; Exobasidiomycetes; Ceraceosorales; Ceraceosoraceae
Product: acetyl-CoA synthetase-like protein
Exons: 8
Coding region: 240-1919 (559 amino acids)
Biological process (GO): secondary metabolic process
Molecular function (GO): CoA-ligase activity
Source: RefSeq, a predicted model, not a curated record